AUGGCAAAGCAUCCGCGCAAGAAGCAAAGGACAACCAAAUCCGCGGUGGAUGCUCCUGACCCUGUCAAUGUACGACCACUUGGCUCUGCAGUGUCGCUGCUAGACGAUUCGAGCAAAGAUGAUGAAGAGCGAAGGCUAGAAAGCCUGCUAUUCGGCACGGCGUACACCCCCUCGUCAAGUAAAGGCGAGGAACUACUGAUUAUUUCGGACGACGAGGACCAGGAUGUCGACCAGAGGGGGGAGAAGGAACUGCAAAAUAUGUUGGACACGGAUCUAUUCUUUGUAGAUGAUCCCGUAGGUCAACAGCCAGAAUUGGAUGUUCAGCCGGAACCACAAGCGAGCGGGUCUGACGGCGAGGACGAUGCUGAAGCUCGCACGGACGACGAGGAUGCCGCACAGAGUGCCGGGGCGGGUCCCUCGGAGGAAGAUGAAGAGCGGAGUGAAGGAGAAGAAGAAAGUGAAGAGGAAGCCCUAACUGCUCCGAAAAAGAAGGGCCCUGCAUGGACAGACCCAGAUGACCCCGCACUGCAGGUAUCCUUGGUUGCGGACAAACGGAGACGGAAGCUUCGAGAUGCUGCCUCGGAGGACAUGGUCGGAGGGCGGGAGUACGAACGACGAUUGCGACGGCAGUUUGAGAAGAUAAACCCUACACCGGACUGGGCUGCCUCCGCACGGAAAAAGCUGCAUCCUACAAAGGCAAAGCGGAGAAGACCUUCUACAUCUUCUACGUCGGAGAGCGACGAGGAAGAGGGGCUCCCUGAUGUAUUGGCCGAUGCGCGGGGCGUCCUGCAGCAGGGACGAAAGGCCAAUGUCAUACCACAAGGCAUCCUCUCUAUCGAGCGCCUGCGCGACGCCAACUUGGCUGCGAAGUCCGAGGGCGAAGUCAAGGCGAUCAACGGGCACACAAAUCCACAUCUCCAAACCGUUCAUAUACCGGAUCUCCCUGUGACGACCGCCAUGUUCCAUCCGGGCGGCACAUCCAUCCUUCUGACGGGACCCCGCCCGUAUUACUACACAUACGACCUCAUGUCCGGUACAGCCCUGCGCUCGCCGCGUGGACUGUGGGGCACGACGUUCGCCAACAACAACGUCGCCGCCCAGGACGGAAGCAUGGAGAUCUGCGCGUUCGAGCCGUCGGGGGAGGUCCUGGCCGUCGCGGGUCGCGGCGGCCAGAUCCAUCUGGUCGACUGGCGUGCGGGUCAGGGCCAGGUCGUCGGAAGCGUGAAAAUGAACGCUGCCGUGAAGAGCGUCUGGUGGGCUUCUGACGGUAGCGGCCAGAUGAUGAGCCUUGGGGAGGAUUCCGAACGGAGAUGCGUGAAACGGUGGAAAGACGACGGGGGCUUUGGCAGUCGCCUCAUGGUGGAGACAAGGCGGGGAGGUACCUUGCGACUGGGCUUGGUCAACGUAUACGGAUCUGAAGGUGUCUCCGCCUUGGGAUCGAACAGCCCGAAGCCUUUGAAGACGCUUGGCAACCUCACGACCGCCAUCACGUCUCUGCGCUUCAACCACAACUCGCAGCUGCUCGCAAUAGCCAGCAACACCAAGAAGGAUCAGAUGCGCAUGGUAUGCAUUGUAGAGUACCUACUCAAUCCAUCUGCCCACCUCACGGCGUUCUCGAACUGGCCGACAUCGAGCACUCCCCUUGGGCAUGUCACAAGCAUAGACUUCUCGGCGCGGAGCGAGUAUGUCGCCAUUGGGAACAACCGGGGCCGUGUCCUCUUGUACCAGCUCAAGGAUUUCGGCGCACAAUAA
Messenger RNA from Fomitopsis serialis, 1752 nucleotides. Its product is annotated as WD40-repeat-containing domain protein. The record is from RefSeq and is a predicted model, not a curated record. The transcript has 6 exons. Gene Ontology annotation, biological process: rRNA processing. NCBI's taxonomy places the organism in Eukaryota, Fungi, Basidiomycota, Agaricomycetes, Polyporales, Fomitopsidaceae. Bases 1 to 1752 code for a protein of 583 amino acids. Gene Ontology annotation, molecular function: protein binding. Gene Ontology annotation, cellular component: Pwp2p-containing subcomplex of 90S preribosome; small-subunit processome.